This is a messenger RNA of Macrobrachium nipponense, 2652 nucleotides long. Its product is annotated as trichohyalin-like. The transcript has a single exon. The record is from RefSeq and is a predicted model, not a curated record. NCBI's taxonomy places the organism in Eukaryota, Metazoa, Arthropoda, Malacostraca, Decapoda, Palaemonidae. Bases 1 to 2652 code for a protein of 883 amino acids.
AUGGCAUCGAGACAUUUUAAUAACGACCUUGGCUACGGGUUCGGCGAUGUUGCCCGUAGAUGUAUUCUUUAUAAAUUGGGUUUGUUCCUCGGAACACUGUUUACCCUUGUACAUGUAGGGAAGAGGAUUUGGAGAUUAUGGAAGGAGAGAGAGGAACACACAGUUCACCUGGAGGAUGGCUCUGACAACCCUUUGGCGACUCUGAAGGAAGACGACAACAGCAAGAUAAACGAAGUGGAGGAAUUUAAAGACGUUUUUGAUCAAAUGGUCCAGAGGUACGACGAAGAAAUCGACAGACUGAAAAGUGAAAACUGUCGAUUUCGAACUCUGUUGAAGGAGAAGGAAGACGUCUACGACCGAAUAAUUGAAGAUUUCGACAACGUGAGUCAUCGAACUAUUGCUCACUACCAGGAGCUCAGAGCAGAAAAGGACUUACAAAUUCGAGAUCUAACGGAGGAGCUGCAAAGGCUUCAGUGCGAUAUUAAAGAAAAGGAUAUGGUGAUUGAAAGUCUUAACGUGGAAAUCUCUCAACAAGAGAGAGAAAACGGAUUAAUAAUGGACCUUAAAGGAGAAAAUAUGGAAAUGAAGACCGAAAUUGACCAGCUGAAAAAAGAAAAAGUAGAGUCUGGAAAAACAAUCAAUGGUUUGAACAUGGAAAUUCAGACUCUGCUUACGGAAAACGAAAAAAUAGAAGAUGAGGCAGAUAACUUGAAAGAAAAACUGGCUAAUUGUGAAGUUUUGAAUAAUGAAAAGGACUUGCUGAUUGAUGAACUAAGACGCGAAAAAUUGGAACAAGAACAUAUAAUUAGCAGUCUUAAGAGGCAGGUCCAGAGCUGCGAAGAAGAAAAAGAAAAGAUGAAAAACGAAAUGGAAGAGAACAGAGCUAAUUUUGAAGCUGAAAAUUAUGAAAAGGACCAAAUGAUUAAUAAGCUCAGGAUAGAAAACCUGGAACAAGAAAUUAAGAUUGACCAUUUCAACAGGACGGUCCAGAAUUACGAAGAAGAAAAUGAAAAACUGAAAAGGGAAAUGGAAGACCUGCUGGCUAAUUGUGAAGAGUCUGGAAAAACAAUCAAUGGUUUGAACAUGGAAAUUCAGACUCUGCUUACGGAAAACGAAAAAAUAGAAGAUAAGGCAGAUAACUUGAAAGAAAAACUGGCUAAUUGUGAAGUUUUGAAUAAUGAAAAGGACUUGCUGAUUGAUGAACUAAGACGCGAAAAAUUGGAACAAGAACAUAUAAUUAGCAGUCUUAAGAGGCAGGUCCAGAGCUGCGAAGAAGAAAAAGAAAAGAUGAAAAACGAAAUGGAAGAGAACAGAGCUAAUUUUGAAGCUGAAAAUUAUGAAAAGGACCAGAUGAUUAAUAAGCUCAGGAUAGAAAACCUGGAACAAGAAAUUAAGAUUGACCAUUUCAACAGGACGGUCCUGAAUUACGAAGAAGAAAAUGAAAAACUGAAAAGGGAAAUGGAAGACCUGCUGGCUAAUUGUGAAGAUUUGGAACUUAUGAUUGAUGUACUAAGAAGCGGAAAAUUGGAACAAGAACAUAUAAUUAGCAGUCUUGAGAGGCAGGUCCAGAGCUGCGAAGAAGAAAAUGAAAAGAUGAAAAACGAAAUGGAAGAGAACAAAGCUAAUUGUGAAGAUGAAAAUUAUGAAAAGGAUAGAAUAAUUGACCAUCUCAGGAUAGAAUUACAAAGAGCUGAAAAUGAGAAAGAGAUACAAAUAAGAAAAAUGGCGGAAGAAAUAAGUAAUCUGAAAGACGUGAUAAGGAUAGCGAGACCAGAACAAGAAUCAGAAUUGGAAAGAAACGACGAGGAGGGAACGGGAACUGGAGAGAAGGACGACGCCGAAGAAUCAGACGAUAGCGACGAAUCAAAGGACGAAAGCUCCGACGACUUAGGAGCUGAUGAGAAUCAGCCAGGAGAGAAGGAACGCGUAGAAGAACCAGAAGAGGAAGACACCUUCGAAAACUCUGGAGGAGAAGAUGGCGAUAAUCAGUCUGGCGAGGAGGAAAGAGUAGAAGAAUCAGGAGAAGCCAGCAGAACACAAGUAGAAGAAAUAAACCUCGAUGGCACAGAGGACACUGAGCUGGAUAGCUUUUGUUCAGAGUCUGAACAAAAGUUGGGCUUGGGGCACAAAGCCCCUGAAGCAAAGGAAGAGGAAGAUGAUAUGAGCCAGGAAGAGGAGGAAGCAUUAUUAAAGGAAAUAAGAAAACUGAGAGAGGAGGAAAAACUCAUGAGGGAAGAGCUAUUACAGCAGAAGAAACUGGACGAGGAGAUGGAGCACUUACUGCAAAGUCUAAAAGAGCGACUUCACAGAGACGAGGAUAAAUGUCAGGAAUCGGAAGACAUUUUCCUUCAGUCGAUGGUUAAUGGCCCUGAAACACAAGGGAAGGAGGAUGAAGGCGAGCAGGGCCAGCAAGACCAAACGAGAUGUCAAGAUGAAGAAGACGCGACAGCAUGGCAUGAAUUAGAGCAGGAAAUAAUAGGAAUGAGAAUGGAACAAGAACAUAUGGCUAAGGUGGUGUUGGAACAGAAGAAAAAGAGUGAUGAGAUGGAGAGCUUACUACGAUUUAUUGGAGGCGAUAACCAAAUGAAGACCAGGAAUAAAAAGAAACAUGGGAAAGGGAAUAAAAGGAGACGAUACCAAUGGAAAUGUUAA